Molecule: messenger RNA, 2152 nt
Organism: Pyrus x bretschneideri (Chinese white pear)
Lineage: Eukaryota; Viridiplantae; Streptophyta; Magnoliopsida; Rosales; Rosaceae
Product: rust resistance kinase Lr10-like
Exons: 6
Coding region: 36-1994 (652 amino acids)
Biological process (GO): protein phosphorylation
Molecular function (GO): protein kinase activity; polysaccharide binding; ATP binding
Source: RefSeq, a predicted model, not a curated record
GUACACCUCUCUCUCUCCCUCUCUCUCUCCCCCCAAUGGAAAUUAGUGGAAGCAGGUCCUUCACCUUAAGCUUAGCCUUUCUUUUUCUUUGCUUUUGCAGUGAAACUUGUGCCAAGUCAUGUACUUCAUCCUGCGGCCAUAUCCACAACAUAAGCUAUCCUUUUCGACUGAACGAUGAUCCGAAGCACUGUGGCAACGUUAAGUAUACUCUGUCCUGUGAGAGCAACAUUACAGUACUAGACAUACCUUCUUCCGGAAAAUACUACGUCCAGGCAAUCAACUACGAUAAGAAGACAAUCCGACUUGUAGAUUUUGGCCUUCAAAGCAACAAUUGCUCUUCCAUGCCUCAAAAUAUUCCGCCCGACACUAUUCUAUAUUCGUCAUGGCCUUCAACAUCUAUAUAUUACUUGAUGUGUUCGAAUCCAUUGAAUUCUUCUCUGUACGUGGACACUGCUCCAUGCUUGAAUAAUACAAGUUCUUCUUCGAGCCAACCAAAAACGUAUAGCUAUGUCAAGGUCGGGGAAAUAGAACUAUGGGAUUUGGAUGAGGGUUGCAGUGCAGAGUGGAUGACUUUGGCUCCCAUCAACCACGUUGACUACAGCAACGUCUCUUAUAAAGACAUACAGAAUGCGCUCAUGUAUGGCUUUGAGCUUGGAUUCGAGGCACCUUAUGCAAUACGCUGCCAAGGCAAAUAUUGGACCGGGAAUUAUGUGUCUACGUGCUUUCCGCAGACCAUUUCAGGUUUCUUUCAAUUUCUAUGGCAGCAAAUCAGUCGUGAAAGGAUCUGGUUGCCUGGCAAGUUGAGUUCAUUGUUUCACAACAACUACAUCGUACGUGGAUGGGUUAUACUCAUAUGCAUCGGGUUACUUGUCCUAGCCAAAAUAAUUUUUGGAGUUCCAGUUGUGACUGCUUUUUUAAUCUAUAGAUGGCGCAGAAGGCAUUUGUCUAUGUAUAGCACAAUAGAAGAUUUUCUACAAUGCGAUAACAACUUCAUGCCUAUAAGGUACUCUUACUCGGACAUCAAGAAAAUGACUCGCCGGUUCAAGCACAAGUUGGGUGAAGGUGGCUUUGGCACUGUAUUUAAAGGAAAGCUCCGCAGUGGCCGUUUUGUAGCAGUUAAAGUCUUGGGCAAGCCCAAAGCUAAUGGCCAAGAUUUUAUUAGCGAAAUAUCUACGAUCGGAAGGAUUCACCAUGCUAAUGUGGUGCAACUUGUUGGAUAUUGUGUCGAGGGAUCAAAGCGCGCUCUAGUAUAUGACUUCAUGCCUAAUGGCUCUCUUGAUAAAUACAUUUAUUCCAAAGAAGGAAGUCUUCCCUUGACUAUCAAGAACAUGUACGAGAUUUCUCUUGGAGUGGCUCAAGGGAUUGAAUAUCUACAUCAAGGUUGCGAAAUGCAAAUUCUACAUUUCGACAUCAAGCCUCAUAACAUUCUUCUUGAUGAGAACUUUAAAGCAAAGGUUUCUGACUUUGGGCUUGCAAAAUUGUAUCCCGUAGAUAAUAGCAUUGUCCCUUUGACGGCAGCACGGGGUACAUUGGGGUAUAUUGCUCCUGAGUUGUUCUACAAAAAUAUUGGAGGCGUCUCAUACAAGGCAGAUGUCUAUAGUUUUGGAAUGUUGUUGAUGGAAAUGGCAAGCAGAAGGAAGAAUUGGAAUGCAAAGGUAGAGCAUUCAAGCCAAAACUACUUCCCAGUGUGGGUGUACGAUCAGUAUAUUGUGGGAAAUGACUUGGAAAUGGACAAUGUUACAGAGGAGGAAAAGAAAGUAAUAAGAAAGAUGGUUAUAACCGCCUUGUGGUGUAUUCAAAUGAAACCAAGUGAUCGCCCUUCAAUGUCCAAAGUUGUCGAAAUGCUUGGAGGAGAUGUUGAAUGUCUGCAAAUGCCUCUCAGGCCUUCUUUAUGCCCACAAGAGACGCCUGUGACUGUGGGUGAUAUUCAAGUCAAUAAAUCGAACCCAAUAUGUUCUAACGUGGAGCUAACAUGUUCAUUGUCAGCUAGGUGAUGAUCAAAUUGUUGAGAAAGUGCAAUAAUGUAUUAUUAGUUAAAUUCUUACUUUAAAGUGAUUUAAGUGAAGAACUGUCAUCUGUAAUUGUUUGGGCUUGGAUUCAUCUAAGAACUACUGGUGUUGGUGCGUAUACAUAUACAUGUUACUCUAAUUCA